Molecule: messenger RNA, 225 nt
Organism: Phytophthora sojae
Lineage: Eukaryota; Oomycota; Peronosporomycetes; Peronosporales; Peronosporaceae
Exons: 1
Biological process (GO): carbohydrate metabolic process
Cellular component (GO): extracellular region
Molecular function (GO): cellulose binding
Source: RefSeq, a predicted model, not a curated record
AUGAGGAUAUUCGCCCUCGCCGUCUCAGUAGCCGCAGCUCUCUCCACAGUGGAGGCAGCCAGGCACGCAUCCGUCCACCUCCGCGUUCACCAGAAGGAAUCCUCCUGCACUAUCCCGAACGAGUCCCAGUGCGACGGCCAGAACUGGACGGGCAGCACUUGCUGCGCCGACCCCAACUACGAGUGCCGCUGGUCGGACGACGGGCAGAGCGUCAAGCGCUGCCAG